GAAACUUACUUACUGACUAGUUGACAGACUCAAGUAUCAGAUCCAGAUCUGAUCUUCAUCCAACUUGGCUCCGAGUUCUCAAUGGUCGAGCAGGCUCUGGCUAGGCUAGAAAACACUGGCCUCCAGCUUGGCGCGCAUCUUCCCGUCUCCAACUCGCGGGCUUGACACCCACCACAGCAAUGGAAGGGAGCGUUGCUUGUUGCUGGCACAUGUUCGCCCUAAGCCUCAUCUUCUCCCUCGCGAUGAAAUUCUCUGUCUGCAGCUUGGACGACGGCUGCCUGCUAUCUCCUCUUCUUCUUCUUCUACUUCUCCACACCACUAGCGCCACCUCUUCGCAGAAACCGAGUUCGGGGAUCAGCUUCUUCUUGCGAUUGGUGUCGUCGGAGUUUCGCAUUCUACGACGUAUAGGACGCCCCAGCUUGUUGAGUGUUUGUUGUCUUCUUGUUGUGGGUGUAUGUAUGGGCCCAGAAGAAAGAAACACCGAUAGUGAAUGGCUCCCGGAAAGUACCUUCCGACUUGGCAGGUUCGCGUCACUUGGACUGACGCGUCGUCGUCCGAACUUUGAGGUCCGCCUCUUCCACUCACUUUUUUCUACCUACGAGCGCUGGCACUUCUUCUGGACUGGACCGUGAGGGGCGAGCCAAAGAGUCAAAGAGCUAGCUGCCUUGCACGGCCAACGACAGUGUGGCCUUGCCGGUGGUUUCAGCGAGAUUGAA
This is a messenger RNA of Neurospora hispaniola, 716 nucleotides long. RefSeq lists its product as uncharacterized. Bases 180 to 632 code for a protein of 150 amino acids. The record is from RefSeq and is a predicted model, not a curated record. The transcript has a single exon. Lineage: Eukaryota; Fungi; Ascomycota; Sordariomycetes; Sordariales; Sordariaceae.